Molecule: messenger RNA, 638 nt
Organism: Pogoniulus pusillus (Red-fronted tinkerbird)
Lineage: Eukaryota; Metazoa; Chordata; Aves; Piciformes; Lybiidae
Gene: SDHC
Product: succinate dehydrogenase complex subunit C
Exons: 6
Coding region: 31-540 (169 amino acids)
Biological process (GO): mitochondrial electron transport, succinate to ubiquinone; tricarboxylic acid cycle
Cellular component (GO): membrane
Molecular function (GO): oxidoreductase activity, acting on the CH-CH group of donors; electron transfer activity
Source: RefSeq, a predicted model, not a curated record
CGGCCGCUUCCGUCGUGCGGGCGCUCCGAGAUGGCGGCGCUGGCGUUGAGGUCUGCAUCUCGGCGGUGCCUGCUGGCACGGCUCAGCCCAAGCCUCUCCGUGCCACAGGUGGUGCCCAUGGGCACCACGGCCAAGGAGGAGAUGGCUCAGUUCUGGCAGAGGAACAGCAGCUCCCGCAGGCCUCUGUCCCCCCACGUCACCAUCUACAAGUGGUCCCUGCCCAUGGCGAUGUCCAUCAGCCACCGUGGCACCGGCGUGGCACUCAGCCUGGGGGUGUCGCUGUUCGGGCUGGGGGCGCUGCUGCUGCCCGAGCAGUUCCCGCACUACCUGGCGCUGCUCAAGUCCCUCAGCCUGGGCCCUGCCCUCGUCUGCUCUGCCAAGUUCGCCUUGGCCUUCCCCUUCACCUACCACACCUGGAAUGGCAUCAGGCACCUGGCCUGGGACCUGGGCAAGGGCUUCAAGAUCCCCCAGGUGAACCAGUCUGGGGUGCUGGUGCUGGUCCUCACCCUGCUGUCCUCUGCCGGCCUGGCUGCCCUCUGAAGGUGCCCUCCUGCCUGGCAGCCUCCUGUGCCCUGGAAGAUCUGCUCCAUCCUGGCCCACCUGGAGGCAGCCACAGAGCUCCUGGCACCUUCCCCUGC